ACAGUUCGCCACUUUCUACUGCUUCCCUGACCUAGCACCACUGCAGCAGAGCAAGAGAUGGGAGACACAGGCAAAGAAGAGUAUAAAAUACACUCAUUUGAUGUAGAGAUUCAGCAGUUACUGAAAACAGCCCUCAAAGACCCCAGCAGUGUAGACCUGGAGAAAGUGGCCAACGUAAUUGUGGACCAGUCCCUUGAAGACUGUGUGUUCAGCAAAGAGGCUGGGCGUAUCUGCUAUACCAUCAUUCAGGCGGAGAGCAAGCAGGUUGGCCAGAGUGUCUUCCGGCGAAGCCUUCUCAACCGACUUCAGCAGGAAUACAAGGACCGUGAUGAACUGCGAGCCCGUUCCCUCCAGGCGUGGGUCUGUUAUGUCACCUUUAUCUGUAACAUCUUUGACUAUUUGAGGGUCAACAACAUGCCAAUGAUGGCAUUGGUGAACCCGGUUUAUGAUUGCCUGUUCCGACUGGCCCAGCCUGACAGCUUGCAGAAGGAGGAAGAGGUGGACUGCCUGGUGCUGCAGCUGCACCGUAUUGGGGAGCAGCUUGAGAAGAUGAACUCUCAGAGGAUGGAUGAGCUCUUUUCCCUCCUAAGAGACGGCUUCCUGCUGCAGGAGGGGCUCAGCUCCCUUUCCCAGCUGCUCCUGCUGGAGAUCAUUGAGUUCCGGGCUGCCGACUGGAAGAUGACGGAAGCGGCCCAGAAAUACUAUUACAGCGAGGUCACAGAUUGAGCGGGC
This is a messenger RNA of Euleptes europaea (tarantolino), 732 nucleotides long. RefSeq names its product MIF4G domain containing (gene MIF4GD). The record is from RefSeq and is a predicted model, not a curated record. Gene Ontology annotation, molecular function: translation activator activity; protein binding; RNA binding. Gene Ontology annotation, biological process: regulation of translational initiation. The coding region runs from base 58 to 726 and encodes 222 amino acids. NCBI's taxonomy places the organism in Eukaryota, Metazoa, Chordata, Lepidosauria, Squamata, Sphaerodactylidae. Gene Ontology annotation, cellular component: cytosol. The transcript has 5 exons.